Pungitius pungitius (ninespine stickleback) is the source of this 16432-nucleotide messenger RNA. RefSeq names its product sema domain, immunoglobulin domain (Ig), transmembrane domain (TM) and short cytoplasmic domain, (semaphorin) 4Ba (gene sema4ba). Gene Ontology annotation, cellular component: plasma membrane. Gene Ontology annotation, molecular function: semaphorin receptor binding; chemorepellent activity. The transcript has 16 exons. The record is from RefSeq and is a predicted model, not a curated record. Bases 11575 to 14070 code for a protein of 831 amino acids. Gene Ontology annotation, biological process: negative regulation of axon extension involved in axon guidance; positive regulation of cell migration; semaphorin-plexin signaling pathway. NCBI's taxonomy places the organism in Eukaryota, Metazoa, Chordata, Actinopteri, Perciformes, Gasterosteidae.
CGUCAGGCAGAGUGCGGACCAGCGGGCUCACAGCUGUCACCCGAGAGCUUUAGAAACUCUGGAUUUUCUUCUGACAAUUCAUGGAGGAGGACUCUAAAGUUAAAUCUUAUUUUGAUUUCUGCGGGAAGUUGUUGUUGCUCGGCUGCGUGAAAUAGUAUUGAAGCUUAGGCAAAGUGGCAGCCAGUGCACACACAUGUUUUCCCAGCCUGGAAACUGUGUGUGAAUCCAGAGCAGUGUGGAAAAUCUGAUGGGCGAGAGCAAGGACAUAAUUGUCCACACCAAGUCUUAAUAGGCACAGUGAAAUUAAUUUUAAUACAGCCACAAGACAGAAGCAUCAGGUGUCAUUGUGUGGAAUUCUAAUCUCUCACCCACACGCUGCGGGCAGCACAGAUGAGGCUACUGUCAGGUGUGUGGGUGGUAGUUAAUGGCUAGAGAGCAUUAAUGGAAAAGUUUGGUCAAUUUAAAACUCGUUUUGACACGUAAUGCCUUUUACUUGAAAGGCUCUCAGGCUCCUUCCCCAGUGUCAUUAGAGUUUACAAAGCAAGUGUUUUGUGAAGAAUUGCUUUUUUUUUUAGAGUUUUAGUGUUUGCAUAUCUUAUACUUAAAGAUAAAUCCCAGUCUUGUCAUAAAACAUACAGAUAUGAUGUGUUUUUAUAACUGCAAUUUGUUAAAUUUUACUAUUAAUAGAACAACCCUUAACCUCAAAUAAACAAAUAAACUUAUUUCCUGAUUUGUGGGGAAUUUCUUGUCUCCAUCAGUUCUUUAAAAUGAAAAUAGGUAUAAACCCACCCUCAGACACAGAUCCUUGUGAUCAACAAACAAACAGAGUUCAUUUAGUGAGUGGUUGAUAUUUUUAGGAGGAAUAUAAUCAGCCGUGCUAUCUCGUUUGUGACAGAGGCCUUUUUGUUUUUUGGCCUCGUAUAUGGAGAUUUAUCACUCUGCUGUAGGAGAAAAGCCUGUCUGUGCUGACCUUGGCCUGCUGUUUUCUUUUGGUUUGAUCCACAAAGAAAACAGCUGGCGGUUGCAUUCUGGAUACCAGCGGCCUUGACAAUGAACUGCUUGUAUGAUGCUGUCAGGAAAGCUUUGGCUCGUUGGUAAAGCAUGGUGCCCAUAAUAUCAAUACCGGACUGCUUUGAGAAAAAACAUAAAUCACAAAACAUGGUGAUGGUCACUUGCAGAGAAAGGAUGAGUAUAUCAUUGUUUUAAAGUUUUACUGGAACGCUAAAUAAUUUGCACACUGAUGAUUUAUAUGAUCCAGGGCUGCUCUGCAUCAAGUCUGCUGAAAAGAAUUCAAGCAAAUAAUAAAUCAUGCUCAAAGCAGUGAGCAAUCUGUUGCAGAUAACUAAAAUAAAUCAUACUGCAUGUCACUGUUUUAUCACAGGUGGAUUCCCAAUCCUGGACCCAUAUACACGUGGUUCCAUUUUGUCAGCAAAUAUCCCAAGGGCAUUUUCUCAGCAUUAUUUCUACUCUGAUCCUUCUCCUUCAUCUGUUCAAGUCGACUAUCUCCCUGUAAUUGCGCGCGUGAGGGAGAGACAUUUUCUGGAUUUUCUUUCAAAUGCUGUUUUUCCCUCCAUAUGGUUUAGUGUUACGCAUGUAAGUUUAGAUUCCUAGGCUAGAAUUUGUGUCACAAGAGCAUAGCUCUGACUUGAAACUCGUACUGCUAUUUCUCUCAAGAAUUUCAAAGCAUGUUUGUGUUAAGCAUGCCGCCCAAAGAUCGCGAACUUCCUUCAAGACCAGAGCAAAGCUUAGUGCAGUAACACAUCAAGAGCGAGAGAGAGAGAGAGAGAUAUAUAAAAACGACAAUUGUUUUUAGCACAAACAUUGUUUUUUGUUUGUCUGAUAGUUGAGAUUCAAAAAUGAUUUUGAUUUUGGAAGUAGUCGUUGUCCAAUGAUCCAAAAAGUCUUUUUAGUAGCUGUUCUGAAUCUUCAAUAGUUUUGGACUGUGCUGACUAAAAUGAGUGAGGGUCAAGAGCAGAGGAGGAGUAGGCAGUGGAGUGGCCAUCCACUUGUAACCUAAAGGUUAAAUACAGGCCAUCAGGGAGUCCUAUUACUGUGUACUCUCUGAUGGGAACACAGCGGGUUCCUCUGUUUAUUUCCAGUCCAGCACUAUGACACGAUAUGGGAAAUGACUGUGGCCAUGGGCUGAGGCCAGAUCUUUGUUUUUGUUUCAGUGACCAACAUUCACCGAAAGUCAUCUAUGUAUGAAGGGUUCCCGGAUCUUGCCUUGUUUUAACUGUACACAAUUCUUUGAUAAGGCUUUAGGACACCAAGUGUUUUUGCAUCUAUUUCAGCGUUCGUUGUGUGAUGGAACGCAAAAAAGUCAUUUCAGAGUGUGUUUCCAUAACAUUUCCCCUCACACGUUAUUCUUGCAUGUCAUAUGUUCAAUAAAGCCUAUUUGAAUCCUAUUGGCUAUGUGUAGGUCUGCACACCGCUGACACUGGACAGAAAGGAUGACUGUGAAGUGCCACACGCAGCAAACGUGCAUCAGGUUGUUGUUAGCGGUCGGAUGUGUUUGUGUGCUUCCUGACAUAAGUACGAGAGUAGGACUGAUUAAUGGGAUCAGCCACCAACGGGCCUUGUUUAGCAGCCCGUCCCUCCCCCACCGCUGUGAUUUGAUAUCUCUGAGCAUUCCAGCUUGUGCCCUUUAAUGUGCCAACGCUGCUGCUGAAUCUUUCAGAGAUUCCUGCCGUGACUCUCCGAUCACACGUCUAGUUAUCUCACUGUAAACAAACUGUUCUUCAUUUUUCUUUAUUAACAAGUCGGUUUCAGUGAAAUUCUUGAGGCCCAUUGCUUGUAUUCCCUCUUCUGACCUUGGACACAAAUAGUGUUGGGUGAGUCACAUGCUUCUUAGUCAGACAUCUUUGCUGAAAGAGAAACGUCUAGAGGAAGAUGACAGGUGGGAGGAGUGAUUUCAAGUUAUUUCUAGAUCCAUAAAGGUUACGGGGGAAGGCAGGGGUAGUGUGAGUUUGCACCUUUCAUCCCUUCCGAACACUUGUUCCUUUAAUGUUGUGGAAGUAUGCAAUGUAACCUGCCCUGCGCCGUUUUGUGUUCGCCGCCCCCCCCUUGUUGAUUUAUCCCAGAGUUGGAAUGCUAAACACUUCAUCGCCGCAAAGUCUCUGUCAGAUCGGACCUUUUCAGGGCAAAACAGGGAAAAUCUGAUUUUAGUUAGCCAGAUGUUUAGUGUCUAUGUUACACUUAGACAUCAUCCAAAUUACUCAUGACUAACCCUAUGUUUGACUACUCAUUAAAUAAUUCAACUUUAACUCCAAUUUCUGAAUGAAGGGGAAAAUGACAAUUAUAUAUGACUCAAUGAGAGAUUGUCAUGGGUCUAACGCAUGGACUGUAUAUAAGAAGUGGUCAUUGUCACGUCACCCAUGUGUUUGUGCGCUGCCGUUUCGAUGCCUCUAGUUCUGUAUUUUUGCUGUGGCCAUUGUGGCUUUUUGCCACCAGAAAAGAUGACACUUCUCCAAAGAUUUGUAGGAAAAAACCUCAAUAAGAAAAAACACACUGCGUAGGUUUAAAGUUGUAAGACGAGAACGCAGACUCCCAAGACAGGACAAUGCCAAAGUACCUUUCUCACUAGGUAGCUACACCCUAAAGCAACUCCUCUAUUUCACUCAAAAUAGGACCGUAAGCUACCACCAUGCUGUAUUUAAGAAGACUGCAAACAAUAAAUUGAGACCGUAAACACAGUUUGACUUAAAAAUCAAGUCAUGUUCUAGUAAGUAAGUUGUCUCUUGCUGGCUAUUUGACAGAAUGCGUGUUGAGGGCACUUCCACACAGCUUUACUUUUCAGAGCAGGACGUGGUCUUAAUCACAUUUGCUUCCUUGUCGGCCCUUUGCAGAUGAGCCUUCAGUGUCACUACGCUUUCCUAACAUGAUACUCACUAUCACUCGAUACGUUGAACAUACAGUGCCACCCGGAUCAAAUACUCAAUUACUCACGCACCGCCCUACUUGAGCAUACUUUUUAUGAAGUGUUCCUGUUGAAAUCUUGUACAGAUGGAUCUUUGACACUGUAACAUGAUCUCUCUUUCUCAUUGAUGCAUUGCACCUCUAGUCCAAGAGAUAGAAAUAGAGAUAGAGGAAGGGGGUUAAAUGUAACAGAGACAGCAGGAUAGCAGACUAAAAGCUUCCUGUGGCAGUACAGAGUGUAAGCCAGACAUGGCAGACAGGCUGGCAGGGCAGAUGUUUUAGGGGAGAGGCACAGUAGAUCGCACAGUGUGAAUAAUUCAUCAUAAGGGAUUGAAGAUGUGAUAUAUUAAGACACAGCACACAAGGCGUCUUACGGCCUCUUUCAGCACUUUUUGUGCAGCAUGAGUGGCUGCAGGGCUCAGAUCCCCUCUGUAUCUCUGCUUUCUUUCUGGCAGUUAUCCUGCAGAGUCUGGGCAGUCCAGGAGACAGUUAUAGAUGUGUGGCUCUUGGUCUAGCGAGGCCACGAGACAUCUGGAGGGGAUGAAGCUGUUCAGCAUGCAGGUGCCGUUUAAGCUCACUAACUAACCCUGUCGGUGCUAUCCUUCGCAGUAUCACUUCUUCUGUGGUCACUGGUUUAGGUGACAGAAUAUAUGUUACCUCGUCCAUCUCUAUUUUGACAGGGAGUAAAUGCCGGAUAUGAAAUUAUGAUCUUACACUUUUUCAGUGUCUUAACGGGACAAUACUCCAUAAAGUUGACUCUGUGGAAUAAAAAUGCAUUAAUAUCUGCUGAUAAGAUAAAAGCGUUAACAGUCGGUAUUCUAGUGUCUGUAUUUGUCCUCUUUUGUUUAGUUGCGAGUUGUCAUCAUUCACUUGCCCCAGAGUAAAGUCAGAGUGCAGAAGGAACUUCAGUGCACCCUUUUGGGUUUGUGGAAAUCAAGUGAGGAAAGAUAAAAAAGGGUUAGAGGUUUACCAGCAUGACUUGAAUGUUUUCUUUAAACAUUUAAUCUUAGACAUUUUUAUAGAGAAAUUCUAAAUGGGCCUUCUUGUCUUAAUACAGAAUUCGUCCAAACCCUUUAUUCUUUAUUGAACUAAAUCUGAAAGUAAAAAAUAAUGUUUUAUCAUCCAAUCAAUUGUGUUUUAGAACGUUUUGUCCAUCUGGUGGCAACAUCAUUAACCAUUUGUUACCCACGUAGUUGAAGAUGUCUAAGGAGAGGUCACAGGCUCUGAAAUCUCAGCAUUUGAGUAACGGAUCAUUUCUUCUCCAUCUUUCCAUGACAUCAGCUCCAUCUACACGCAUCCAGCUUUGAGGGCCUGGGCGCCGUGUGGACGUGUCAGGAGAUUGUAUCUCAGAAUCACACGAGUGCAUGAACUUCAAGGUUCCCUUUUCACAUCAUAAACACCGUUCCAGCUUUUAAAACUCUUAACCAACAAUUUGGCACAAAAAAGGUUUUAUUUUACUUGACUCCCUUUGGAUGAACUACUUCAUACCAUGUGCACAGCGGAAGGAAAUUAUGCAAUAUAUUAUAUCUGCCUGUAUACCUGUAUUCAAGCACACUGAAAUCUGAUGCUAAUCCCCUUAUUAUGCCUCUCUGGUUAAAUAGAACACUCAGCGGGCCAAAGAUUCUACAAUAUGAGCCCCAAAAGUUUUCUCUGUGUUAGGCUACGUGCGACGUGUGAUUAAACACAAAUCAGAAAGGACAUAAGGAGAAAUGUUAAGUACGAACAUAUUAAAUUAGAUAUAAAAUGUGCAAUGCUACCUUGAGAAAGUUGCCCUUGACAGCUGCAUGUGCAUUGUCUAAAGGGCGGUACUCUUGAGUGACACAAGCCCGCCCCCCUCCCGAAUGGUGCAGCCGAUAGGUCAAAUCCCGUCUAUUUGGAUGUUGGUCAAUGAUUGGAAUCUUUCCCAAAUAUCUGUGAGCUAAAGAUUCACCAAAUGGUUUGAAUGACUGGGAUACCAAGGCCUAAGUGACUCCUCAGGACUUGGAGGGAGGAAUGUGCAGCUCACUAUUGAUCUUUACUAAGUGAGAUCACUGCAUGUGGGGGGCAGCCCGACCCACUCUGAGACCCCACAUAAAGGCGACACACAACCCCCACAAAGAUAUUUUAUUGUGGUGUAUCUGCCUUAUAGAGAGAACAAAUUAACAGAAUUCAUGCUAUAUCAGCUAUGAGGGAAUAUUAAGGAUUAUACAUAGAGAUGAGUAGUAAAUACCACUGGUACACGAAAGCUGAUUUUCUUCUUCUAUUACUUCAUGUCUUUAGUUCUUCCCAUGGUUUAGAUUUAGCGAGUACCAGACAGUCUUCACAUGAUCAGAUUUUUGAUUUCAUCUUAAUGUUGUUGGAAAACAGUACAAUGUAAUACCAUCUGAAUCCAUUAAACUAUGUCUCAUAAGUAUAAUGUGACCAUGAAGCGAUGCUGGGUUCAGUGGCAUGUUGAGGGAAGGGAAUAUAUGCAACCAAGUUAGAAACAUAUCUGAUACUAUUUGUGUUUAUUAACAAGUUGAGUACAGAUUUCACUCUGCUCCUUGUAGAAUGCCAAUGUUGAUGAAAAUUACUUUGACCACAACUGGAUUAUCCUUGAAACGGUUCUCACAGGUGUCAAUUGAAUUAGGCUGUACAAAGAGUGAUUGAACAUGAUUAUAUCUGCUGGGAUGAACACACUGCUCCCUCUAAUGAAUCCUUGCUUUUGAUUUUCAAAAGGGCCAAACAACAUGACAGCUGUUUGGGAUUCACACGGCCUUUAAAUAAACAGUAUUGAGUUUCAGUGGCACAUAACAUCUUGUUUGAAAAGCGAUUCACAUGUUUGAGGUUGCUUCCAGAGUUUGCAGCUAUCCGGUGUAAAGACGAAAAGUAUUACUAUUCGUGUCUGAUAAAGAUGUACCAGCGUCUGCUUUUACAGUUACGGAGCGCACACCUGGGCUUUGGGUAUCGGCCGAUGCAAGUGUUUAAUUAAUCAGCUGGCUCAGUGUGCGGAUUCCAGUGUGGGAUCAUUCUUCUGUGAGUAAGGCAAUAUCAGGCUUGACUUAAACACUAAUGGAUGGAGACCUGCCCCGUGUUGACGUAAUACUUGAUUCUGCCAAUAACGUUGCACUAAUCCACUGAUCAACCAUUAGAUUAUUUUAUUAGCUGUUUUGUUAGAUCUCAAGGAUAAACUUAACGAGUCUGGGUGUAACACUGAAUGUAAACAACUUAUUUAUUUACAUGGGUCAACUAAACACCUCUGCAGUCAGACUUGUGACACCUUGAACAUCGAGUCACCCACCAGUCCCAACUUUUGACUUGCAUUGUCCUUCUCCCUAAACUCUUCAGUGUUAUUUGAGUGGGGUCUGUGGUUGCCGUUGAUUGGCAUGUAGGGAAGCAGAACUUCUGAGCCUUUAUCGGCCUCACGCAGUGAUGGAUGUGUGCAGCUCUUUGCCCAAUGGCCUCUAGCCUGAGCUGCAUAAGCCUCUAAGCUACUGGAAUGUGUGCUGCGUCUUGCUUCGGACGCCAAGGGAGAGAGGCCACGUCACUUUGUUUACGCCUUCCAUGAAUGCAGCGCCAGCCUAAUCAAUUUGAAGCUAGUUACAUAUUUCAAUGCACGCUUGUUGCUGAUUGACUGGUGCAUCAUUAACAUGGAACAAAAUACUAUUGUUUUACAUUAUCUUUUAGAUAAUAGACAAUAAUUAAAUUUGAAGUCAACUGCAAAAAAGUGAUGUGAAAUAUGCUGAAUUCAAGGAUUUCUUCGCAUUUCAGAAAUGUUGGCUUGUAUUUUAUUUUAAAUGAUUAUUUGUCACGUUUUUAUCUAUUUAGUGUUUAAUAUAUGCUGUGUGUUGAAUACUAUAUCUAUUAAACGCUAUAGACGUUGGUUUGCAUAAUUACAAAUAAUGUCACAACAAUUGUAUAAUUCCUUUAAUGGUGUAUUUAUUAUAUUUUGACAUAAAAUAAUAUUCAAUUGAACCUCUGCAUAGCUGUUUAUCAUAGACUUAUUUACUCUAACAAAUGAAGAUAAUUAAGGUAAACAAGAAAAAGAGAGAUAAAGUACCUCAGGUUGAUGCCGUGUUAUCAGGGGUUAAUAUUUCACUCCGGUGAAUUCAACAGAAUUUUAUGGCAAACAAGUGGAGACAUUUAGAAUGAGAGUGAGUGUUUCAAAAGGCCUGACCUACUUAAAGCAGCCAGAGCAGAAACGGCUCCUCACAUGUGUCUGUCAGACGGCAGGACACCUAAAGAAAAAACUCAGGCCCUCCAUCUUAAACGGGAUUUUACUGUAUUUUAUACAUUAAACAAUUUACUAUGUGUUUACAUUUCUUUCAUAGAAUAUUUUGGUUUACAAUCACACUUUCAUUGGCUGGUCCAAACUACUUCACAACUUACUAUGAAGUGACUUCUGUACAUGACACUUCUGUUUAUUUCCAGCAUAAUGCUAAUGGAACGAAAACAACCAGUGUAGCCAAUCUUAAAGCAUUUUCUCCCUGUGUGUAAAGGAAAAACGGUCAAAUACUGUAAUUGCAUUGCAAGAGAUUCAUAUGUAUAUCUCAUCACCGCCAUGUAGUAUUAGUCCUAAAAAAAGAUUUUGACAUAGAAAAGCCCUCAAAAUGUCCUCCUCAUCCUUAUGCUGCCGCAUAGAUACACGUGAGACGUUAAUUGUUAAGUUCGCAUGCAGUGCUGAGAGGAUUUUAAUUUUCCAGCUGUAGCUGUUACUGAAAAUGUAACCUGUAUCAAUUUGUAGGAAGUGUCAGAUCAUCACCUGGUGCUGCAACGUUGAGAUUUAAUUUGACAUGUACUUGGAAUGGGGAAAUCAAUUUUUAAGUAAAGUGAGGCACCAGGUUAUUUAUUAAAGACUGGUAUACCCAAAGUCAAGGUAUGGGUAUCGGCACUCAAACAUUUGGAUUGUUGCCUCUUUAACAUUUAGUAAGCUAAUAAGAAGUGUAAAGAGUCUUAGAGGAAGAACCUAAAGAUGAAGUCUAAACCUCUUCAACUUCAACUUUGUUCAAGUUAAACUUGACCAAUAAUCCAAGUAUUGCUUGCACAGCCGUUGUGUUGUGUGUUUUAUAUGUCAUAGUAUAGAUAUUUAUUAUAGUACAAAUAAUUGUGGUAUAAGGAAAGAGGGCCGCAAUAGGGCUGGUUUUGCCAAUCCAACAAAGGUCAGGAUGUAUCAUGUUGCCUUUUUUAUGAGCAAUGUCAGAGAUCGCAGCUGGAGCAGGAUGCAGGGAGGACUCAAACGCAGGGUUUCCGAUGACAAAGUGCUCUUUAUUCCAAAAUCAAGACGUGCACCAACGACGAGUGACAAAGACAAUGACGCGACAAAGGACAACUGGCACACAGGGCUUAAAUACACAAGGGAGGUGCAGGUGAUUGGACACAGGUGGAAUCAAUCAGGCAAUCACAGGACAAGGCAGGAAGUGUAGUCACCCAGGAACACAAGAGACAUGAAAACUACAAAGUAAGACAUAGAGCAGACCCAAACCGUGACAAGCAAUACAGAUCAGUUCUAAUCAUGGACUGAGUAUCGAAAUGCUACGGUGAUUGAUGAAGAAAUCAGAUGUCAUUUGGAUACUAAAUGCAUUCAAACCCUGAAUGCUCUCUAAGAUGUAGGUCGUGACAACAGUAACACCCACUGUAGAAAAGAAAUAGGCCAUUUCAGCACAAUCAACAGGGCAGGCAGCUUCCUAAAAGUGGAUCAGCUUACACUGGAUUGUUAAAAACUGAAAAUACUGCAACGAGAGAGAAAAGUACACUCAGCAAGUUUCUUACAAAUGCCUCAGUGUUUACCGUGUUGAGGGGUUUAUUAAUGACAACACAUGAAUAGUUUUAAACCAGGUUUAUGCCUUGUCUGAUGUGUUUUGACAGGGAGACUUGGCUAGAGUGCCAGGGAUUAGAGGGUACAAAGCCAAGCGAGGCAAAAGACCCUCACAUAGUAGUGAAGAAUUCAUAGAAUUCGUUAGUUAACCUCAGAUGAUUUCCAUCUUCACAGAUGCAUACAAGUACCAAAAAACACAUGUUGAGGUGCCUAGAAAUACCUGUUAUUGUCAUUAGAAGCAGAAAAAGGUUUCUUUGCCCUUUCAUUUGCCUCCCUGUCGUUCUUUCCCCUCUUGACUCUUAAUGCACUGUUUCUGUCUGUCUCAGAGCCCCCGCUGCUCAUUUUUCAUCCACAGCAUUGAUAGUGUUAGCAGGCCCGAAGACAGACCAACUUUACAUUUCAUCAGCGAGCUGCUUCUGCUGGCUCCACAUCUGUUAUGGAAAUUAGCACGGAGGGGAAAUUGAAUGAAAUAGAAUAUCGUUUCAAUUAUAUUCACUUCUGAAACCGGGUUGAUUUAGGCACUUGUAAAGGUUUCAAAGGCAGAGGUGAUGAAAUAUGCUCAUCCACUUUCACAGCCAUAUAGUAAUCUGAUCUAUCAAUACAUUUGUAGCGCCUGAUAGCUUCAUAUUUGGGAAGUUUUAAGGAGCAGUGCUUGUGAUGAAAUUCACAACCUCUGACCGCGUGUCACAAACCCCAAGGGAGAAGCAAGCGUGAUGAAUUUAACUUCCCUGAACUGUUAAGUUCAAAAUGUCCCUUAUCUCUGUUCAAUAGUUUAAUAAGAUUUUAAUUAGGCAAUUAAAAGUCUUUGGAAUAGCAUAUGGUCAUAAUUACCGCUGUACGGUUCACUCAGGGAUGAAUGAGCCUUUAAUUACUCUUAACUCGGUCUGGGGAUUGGACUUAAAAUGGGUCGAACAGGAAAAAGAGAGUCUUUUUUUUCAUCUUCACAGUUCCCUAAUCAGAAAUACAGACUUCUGCAUUAACGUUGGAGCAGGUUAGGUUGCGGCAGCUAUUCAGGAAUCCAUUGCUAUGUUUGUGCAUAAAGUCUUGUUGUUCAGAUCAGGUUGCACAAUUCGUAUGUAAGAAACGUGACAACUAUUGAAGACAUUAUUAAUGUUUAACGUUGCUAGGAACCACGAGUAGUAUUCCUAAUCUAAAGCAGUCAACUAUGUAAACAGAACACGGUUUAAUGAAUACAUCUAUGUUUGAGGAUUAGUCACAUUAACGCAUAGAUGAGGCAGAAGUGCUGUAAUGUCUUACUCCCAGAUUGGUCUCUUUAGAUCUGAAUGAGUAGAGGUGCAGAUCUGUGUCAACACCAUAUUCCCACAAUGGUCACCUGUCACAUCUGCCAGCCCGUCCACAUGUGUGGGCCCGAGUCCUGCGUUGUCUGAGGGUUGUGGCGUAAGUGGCCAGCGUGCGUGCGUGUGUGCGUGCGUGUGUGAGUGUGUGUCAGUGCAGGUGGCUUCCUGGGAUGGCGUGCAGGCCAAGAGGUCGUAUUCAUCCGUCAACACUAUUCCAGUCAACAGGCUGUGUGUGGAAUCCAGGCAGCCGUGACCCUCCUGCUCUACUCGGAUGGCAAAUGCUGAUAUCUCAGCUGAGACCCGGCAGUGCCGCGUUUGCAUGGAGGCUGACCGGUGGAGACGUUCUGUCUUGUACUGAGGUCUCAGAUCUUCCUUCGAGACCAGCAUCAUCCUCCGUGGGCCUCAGGGAGUUCCCCGGCUUCACCACAGUGCACAGGCCUCCCAUUCAAGGAGCCUUGGGCUGCGGAAAGGGAGCGAGAGGGAUAGAAAACAAACACGGCUUUAAAAAGACGCUCCUCAUGAAUUCCCCUAAAACCUGAAAGGCAAUAACUGCAAGUUGGCUGGAGGUCCUACGGAAGUUUGAGGACAAUGGGUAUGGCUUGGCUCUAUCUCACAGCCUACACUGUCUUCCUGGUUGGUUGCUUCCACGCAGCUGUCAUGGAGAACGAUGUCACGCCACGCCUCACCUUCUCCUACAAUGCGAAGGAGAGGACAACCAGAAAUGUUUCACCCAGUGGAGUCUUCAACUUCACCUCUCUUCUACUCAGCAGAGAGGACAACACGCUGUACGUUGGCGCAAGGGAGAUCCUCUUUGCUCUCAGCCUCCCCGACCUCAGCGCCAUCAAGCUACGAAGAAAUCUCACGUGGGAAACUCCAGAGAGAAAAAGAGAAGAGUGCAGUUUCAAAGGCAAAGACCCGCUGACGGAUUGUUUCAACUUCAUCAAGAUUUUACUCCGUAUGAACAGCACUCAUUUGUAUGUGUGUGGAACAUACGCCUUCAGCCCCACCUGUGCUUACAUAAACACUGCAGACUUCUCCCUUGUCAAGAAUGAUGCCGGUGAGAUUGUUACAGAAGAUGGACGAGGCCGCUGCCCUUUUAACCCCGACUACAAGUCCACUGCUAUCAUGGCUGACGGAGAGCUGUACGCCGGUACAGUCAGUAAUUUUCAAGGAAAUGAACCCACCAUUUACAAGAGUCUAAGCCAAGGAACUUCGCUAAAAACAGAAAACUCACUUAACUGGCUUCAAGACCCAGCCUUUGUUGGCUCUGCCUACAUUCAGGAGAGCCUGCCCAAAGGCAACCCAGUGGGCGAUGACGAUAAGAUUUACUUCUUCUUCAGUGAAGCAGGAAAGGAGUUUGAUUUCUUUGACAACACCAUUGUGUCCCGCAUUGCUCGUGUUUGCAAGGGGGACAUGGGAGGUGAGCGGGUUCUGCAGAAGAAAUGGACGACCUUCCUGAAGGCUCAACUCUUGUGCUCUCUGCCGGGUGAUGGCUUCCCCUUCAACAUUAUCCAAGAUAUGUUUGUGCUGACACCCAGCCCCGACGACUGGAAGAACACUGUAUUUUAUGGAGUCUUCACGUCUCAGUGGUAUAAUGGCGCCUCAGGAAGCUCUGCAGUGUGUUCCUUCACCAUGGACCAGGUGGAAAAGGCGUUCAGUGGGCGGUACCGGGAGGUCAACAGAGAGACUCAACAGUGGUACACAUACAAUCACCCGGUCCCUGAGCCUCGGCCUGGUGUGUGCAUCACAAAUGCUGCCAGGGAACAGGGCAUCUCCUCCUCGCUACACAUGCCGGACAAGGUGCUGAAUUUCGUCAAAGACCACUUCCUGAUGGACAGCGUGAUCCGCAGCCAGCCUCUGCUGCUAAAACGUAAUGUUCGCUACACGCAGAUCGCCGUCCAUCUUGUGCAGGCAAUAAAAAAGGCAUAUCAUGUGAUCUUCAUUGGCACAGAUGAUGGGAGACUUCAUAAAGCCAUUAAUGUCAACAACAAGAUGCACAUCAUUGAGGAGAUGGUGCUCUUCCGUGAUAGCCAACCAGUACAACACAUUGAGCUGGACACUGAAAAGGGUCAGCUUUAUGUUUCAUCGUUCUCUGAAUUGGCGGCGGUCCCAGUAGCUAACUGCACUAAUUAUCAGAGUUGCGGAGAGUGUAUUCUCUCCAGGGAUCCGUACUGUGCUUGGAACGGGAGGCAGUGUGUGGAUGUCAGACAGGCUGCAGACAGCAGUGCCUUGCAGCAGGACGUAGACAAAGCUGAUACAUCAGCUAUUUGCAACAAGGCGAGCCAACGGUCAGCCAAUCCUCCACCUACACGAAUGUCCUCGUGCCAGGUGAUCGUUAUCCCAGCCAACACGUUCAAGGUACUCCCUUGCAAGCUGCGCUCUAAUUUGGCUGAAAGGCGCUGGGAGUUCAGUGAGAGUGCAGGUCACUUCCAUUAUCCCAGCCCACAGGGGGGAUUGGUGGUGGUGGCUCAAGCUGACAGCCAGGAAACCUACGAGUGUUGGUCGGUGGAGGAAGGCUUCAGACAGCUGCUGGCAAACUUCUGCGUGAGGGGCGAGGCCAAGCAGCACGAGAGCACCACCCCGUGGGGGCGCUCCCGUUCGCCGCAGGUGCCCCAAGGGAAGAGGACGCUGCCGGAAGAGGCCCGCUCACCGCAGAUCAACACCAAGACCUACUGGAAUGAGCUAAUUGUGGUGUGUUCCCUCCUGGCGUUUUCCCUGCUGGUGUUCUGUCUAUUUGUGGUCUUCAGGAACCGCAGUGACAUGAAGUCCAUGCUCAAGGAGGGAGAGCGUGCCAACAUGACUCAGAAGAAGCCCAGAAUAGUGGGGAAGCCAGCGGAGAACUUGCCGCUGAACGGCAACGCGAUCCCGGCGUCCGCGUCGGAUCACAAAGGCUACCAGACCCUCAACGACAACUACAUCUGCAGCACUCCGCCGCACGAGUGCCCAUCGCCCGACAACAGCAGAAGCUUCUCACAACCGGAGAAUAAGCCUUCGAAUUUGAGAGAGAGCCAUGUAGAGGUUUCCCCCACAUGCCCACGGCCAAGAGUCCGACUGGGCUCCGAGAUUAAAGACUCCAUAGUUUAGAGGGCUCUCCGCUGUGUGGAGGGACUCGCCGUGGAACUGAGAGGAGAGAGUGCACUUGCAGAGAAAGACAAAACCCCGACAGGAGGGAAAACCGAUGGUAAUUGAACUUUUCAUGGAGAGACAUUUUAUGUCACAGAUUUUGCACUUUUUGUUCUGUCCCUAUGGUCCAUGUUCUUUUUAUUUUCCUUAUUCGAGUGCAUUUAAAGCACACUGAAGAUGUUCCAGAUUGCCUUCAGACUUUUGAUGCUGUCACUACGGCUCAAAUAAAUAUUAACAAGUGAGGAGGUGGAGUCACUACUAAGAUUCAGUGAUUUAGCUUUACCUCUCAGUCCGUCCAAAUAAUCUACUGGUAAUGCUUUGAAAGGCACAGUGAUAUUCAAACAUGUUCCCCCCCAACCACUUAUAGUGUUUAAUGUUUUAUUUGCAUCCUGUUAUCUGGUAAGAGCCAACCCUUUGCUGAGGUCAUGCAUUAUGUACUAGACUGUAGCAAGGUAAGCACUCACACCAGAUUAUCUACCAACUACCAGUGGCAGGGGGGAACAGAAAUAGAUUUGUUUUUUGAUGGCUAAUUUGCAUUCACAGAAGUAUACUGAUUAUUUAGGCUUGAAUAGAACACUGCAACAGAGGAAUAUUUGAGAGUAAAAGGGUUGUGCUAAAAGACUGAAAAGGUUUAACAAGAAAAACAAUUAUUUAUAGAGAGAACAUUAACAUUAAGUCACCUCAGUGUUUUAGAAAUUCUUACCACCUCAAUCACUCGCACACCAAAAACACAAACAUUAUAUGAAUCAUACGUUAAGACAUUCUAUACUAUGUUUUUAAGUAAUGGUAUUAUUAGUGGAUACAAAUAUUCUUCCGUGGAAGCCUGAGGUUUUCUUUCACCAAAUGUGAUAAAGAGAAGAAUGUCAUUCCAGGUAUUAUCAUGCUGCAUGAGAUAUGCAGUCUAUGCAAAGCAAAUAAUGUGAAGUAGACAUUAACCUCACCCCGAGACUUGGUUAGCACCAAGGUGUUGGCGCUGUUAAUUAUUUUAGGAUCAGUGGCCCUGCACACACACACACAAGCUGUCAUGACAAUAACGUUACGUAUGCAACAGAUUUGAGAUAUUUUGCUGUAUUUUAGUGCAGAAAUAAAAAUAAAUAAAUAAUACACCUAUUCAUAAUCUGAUUCAAAGAGCACAUCUGUAUAGCCUCAACUUUUAUGUGAAUUCAGCGCUUGCUUAAAUGGUUUUUAAAGUCAACCAUAAAAGCAAUAAUUUUGUCAUCCAGUAAUAAAUAUAAUUGUGCAUUUUAAUAAUAAUCUUGAUUAGUCAUUUACCUAAUUCACAAAUAAUAAAUUAUACACCAUGUGUUUUGUCUGUCAUGUGUUGGAAUAACUUAAUAGAAUUUUAAACCCUAGUCUUACUUUGAUGUGAGCCCUAGUCUUGUUAUGUGGCCAGCAAAAUGAAUAUUUCGUAAAAAUGCAGGAAAGGCAUUCUCCAUAACUCAUAGGAUGCAGAGGAUUUGCACAUUAUGUUGAAAAGCCUUAGUAUAAUGCAGGUUAUGGAUUUGAUAACAAAUCUUAAACGGAUAAUGCCUUCUGAAACAAUAAUCAAGAGUUGUGCCUCUUGGAAUGACAAACGAAGCAGAUAGUAGUGCUGUAGAGUCAAACGCCACAUUGUAAGUGCGACAGGACGCUCAGACACGAGACAAGAGUGAAAAAAAUGAAUGAGUGGGAUGAAAUACUGUCAAGUUUGUACAGUACAUGCUCACCAGGUGUUUGUUUUUUAUUUAAUUUUUGUCAGUGGCUUCAACGUUAGUCAGGGACAAAAUUGUAUUCUACAACUGUAGCACAUGAAACACCACUGGCUUGUUUUAAAAUACUGAAUUAUUGAUAUGUAAUAUGUUACAUUAUAUUGUAAAUGGCACUGAAAAAAUGACUCAAAGACUGGUCAACUAUAAAGGUUCAAGCUUAGACUGUUAUUAAAAACUAAACAAACGGCAGCUUUUAGUGAAGUGGCUGUCAGAACAAUAUACAAAUGCAGAAGAAAUACUAAGUGACAGUGAAAUAUGUGCAGGUACUGAACAUGCUUUUAUUGAAUACAAGCCUAAAAUAUUAAUGCCACAGUGAGAGUAUCGUUGUGUGUCAUCUCUUAAUAAACCACUAUAGUCUGGCCUUUUAUUUGUGACAGUUGCUCAGACUCUUGUCACCGUGUAAGAAAAAAUAUUUUUUUUAUGUAAAAUUGUUUUGUAAAUUCAGCUGCCAAUGUAAAAUAUUGUGAAUUGUAUUUUUUUGUAUCAUACAUCACUAGUGUUUGUUUUUUCUUUUGUAUUGUAUAUAAAAAGCACUUUAUUUUUAUUUUUCAAAUAAAGAUCAAAUGGAUCAUUUA